AUGAAAGUGACCGUAACCUUUGGGGACACUGCUGUGGUAGUUCCUUGCAAAGCUGGCUGGACUGUAAAGGAUUUAGUGGACCAAGCAACGCGCAGAUAUCGAAGGAUUUUGGACCAACAGCAGGAAGACAGCGUGGUCCAGACUCAUCGGCUUGAAUACAGCGAUGGAGGAAUUCUGGAUAUGGACGACCCUCUGGCAGAUCUGGUGGAGGACAGAGAGAAGGUGAGAAAACAGUAUCUGCUUUUGCUAGAGUUGUCACCAAGAACUGGGUUUUAG
Molecule: messenger RNA, 276 nt
Organism: Knipowitschia caucasica
Lineage: Eukaryota; Metazoa; Chordata; Actinopteri; Gobiiformes; Gobiidae
Source: the annotation of a GenBank genome assembly